AUGUCUAAAAAAUAUCCAAACCUUCUCCAAGACACUGCCAUGAACUCCAAGGUCGUCACCCAGCCCGAAUGGGCCUAUUUCGAGCUGGAAUUAAUCACAGAAAACAACCGCAGCCAGGGCUCGUUGUUUGACAUUCUCACAUGGAACCGAACCAUCACCUCGGCUCUAUCAAAACUGUUUGGAAACGUCGGGGAGGCGAUCCACUUUGACAUUCUGCAUCAUUUUUUCGCCGGAAAUCGCCAGGCGUGCAUUGUCCGAGUCCCGUGCGACUAUCGAGACCGGUUCCAGGCUGCUGUGGCGGGCUUUCAGGGCUCUCUAGACUCUCUGGGAACCGACGAUCUCCAGUGUGGAAUCCACGUGGUCAGAGUGAGCAAUAGCAUGACUGGAGUCAGUGGACCCAGGAGAUUCUAA
This is a messenger RNA of Yarrowia lipolytica CLIB122, 411 nucleotides long. RefSeq lists its product as uncharacterized. Gene Ontology annotation, molecular function: ribonuclease P activity; ribonuclease MRP activity. Gene Ontology annotation, biological process: nuclear-transcribed mRNA catabolic process, RNase MRP-dependent; tRNA processing; intronic box C/D snoRNA processing. Lineage: Eukaryota; Fungi; Ascomycota; Dipodascomycetes; Dipodascales. Gene Ontology annotation, cellular component: ribonuclease MRP complex; nucleolar ribonuclease P complex. The record is from RefSeq and is a predicted model, not a curated record.